Prosopis cineraria is the source of this 3078-nucleotide messenger RNA. RefSeq lists its product as uncharacterized. The transcript has 15 exons. Lineage: Eukaryota; Viridiplantae; Streptophyta; Magnoliopsida; Fabales; Fabaceae. The record is from RefSeq and is a predicted model, not a curated record. Bases 1174 to 2385 code for a protein of 403 amino acids.
GGUACUUACGGUGUCUGAUUGUUUGCGCUUCCAACGGACACGUAAACAAAAUACAAAUAUGUAUGUGAAUAUGGUUUCUCGUUGUCUGAAAUCCGACACCAAAACCAUCAUCCGUUCGACUAAACCCAACAUAAUGUUUUAUCACGCUUUUAAAUGUCGCGAGCUUUGUUUGGAGAGCUCAAAGCAUGGGACUUCAGGUUUGAGUUGGAGAUGCUGCAACCUGCAAGGUGCAAGCAAUCUCUAGUCGCUGCUUUCUUUCGGUUUGCAUCUCGUUUUCAGCUCGUUUACUGGCAAUUUGAGACUAUAUAUCUCAAGUCGCUAGGUAUUGACUAUUCAUUCCUUCACGCACAUAUUGUGGGGAGCAUUUUUCCUUUCCUUUCCUUUUUUUUCUUUUUUGGGGUCAAUGGACUUUGGUUGCUUUAUUCAAUCACGAAAUUCUCUCCAAAAAACCAGAUGCAAAACUUAAAGAAUCUAUCUGAGCUAACUCUGCUGGUUUUGCCGUGGUUUUUCGAAUCUUACCGGCGACAACUAUUUUGUCUUGCUGGACAACUACUCUUUUUCUUAUCUCCUUUUUUAGAAAAUAGGAAGAGGGUGGUGUUUGUUAUUUUUUAGCAUUGGAUAUAAUUAGAAACCGCCACAUGGUUGGGUAAUUUUCGACUUACGAGGUCAGGAAUAUCAUCGAGUUACCUUGCAUUGCAUUCUUGUCAGAGAAAUGCACAUGUAUGCCUCCUAUAGAGUCACUUACGGAGUUCAUCGGGGGAAAAAUCACACACUUUUCUUGCUUACAGUACAAUCAUGUAGUUUGAAGAAUGGUUGAUUGCUAAUCCUAGUUGUUUUGCUAUUUCUUGUGGCAUAUUUAUAAGCCUUGCCUUAUAGACGUAUCCUUCCUCCCAAAUUGCCAUUUGAGAUGUUGGAAAAAAUUGAUGGGGUUCCAGAACGAAGUCCUACUACACUACUCGGCUUUUGGCACACCUGUCCUGUAGAAAAUGAAAAUAUUUGGAGGAUUUCCCCCACACACACACAUCUUUACUCUCAUAAGAUCACUACUCAGGGCCUGCUUUCUCUUGGUGAGCACCUUUAUUUCUUUUAUGAAGCGUAAAUGCCACUGGCUGGGUGGUGAAGAAUAGCUUCUGUGCAUAUUUUCACAAACACACUGUCAGAAGUUUUGAUAAAAUGGGGACAACUACUCGCAGGUGUAAUUGUUGGAGAAAUUCACCUAAUAGAAAACCAAGUGAAAGUAUGCGUCUUAUUGUAACAACUUUUGUUGGGGUUGUAUUUGGCUUCUUUAUUGGAGUAUCAUUUCCAACAUUGUCAAUAACAAAGUUUAAUCUUCCAUCUGGCCUUCUACCCUCCAUUGACCUCUCUUACAUUGAAGACAAAUAUAAGGGUGCCUCUUCUUGGUCAUCUGCGAGGAAUAACAGCCGCAGCCAAUCACAUGAUCAAUCAUUAAAUGGUACAAAGAUUUGGGUUCCAUCAAACCCAAGAGGUGCUGAAAGAUUACCUCCUGGAAUUGUUGAAGCUGAAUCAGACUUGUACUUGCGUAGAUUGUGGGGUAAGCCCAGUGAGGAUUUGACAUCCAAGCCAAAGUAUUUGGUGACUUUCACUGUUGGCUAUGAUCAGAAAAAGAAUAUUGAUGCAGCAGUGAAAAAGUUUUCAGAGAACUUCACGAUCCUUCUGUUUCAUUAUGAUGGGCGAACCACAGAAUGGGAUGAGUUUGAGUGGUCGAAGCAGGCUAUUCAUGUGAGCGUUCGCAAACAGACAAAAUGGUGGUAUGCGAAACGAUUUCUGCAUCCAGAUAUUGUGGCACCAUACGACUACAUAUUUAUAUGGGAUGAAGACUUGGGGGUUGAGCAUUUCAAUGCAGAGAAGUACUUAAACCUGGUACGGAAGCAUGGCUUGGAGAUUUCACAGCCAGGUUUGGAACCUAACAAAGGGCUGACAUGGCAGAUGACAAAGAGGAGAGGUGAUCGUGAAGUUCACAAAGUAACAGAGGAGAAACCAGGAUGGUGCACAGACCCUCAUCUGCCUCCUUGUGCAGCCUUUGUUGAGAUUAUGGCCCCUGUGUUUUCACGAGAUGCAUGGCGCUGUGUGUGGCAUAUGAUUCAGAAUGACCUGGUCCAUGGGUGGGGUCUUGACUUCGCUCUUAGAAAAUGCGUCGAGCCUGCCCAUGAAAAGAUCGGAGUAGUUGAUUCUCAGUGGAUUAUUCACCAAGGCGUUCCCACGCUAGGGAAUCAGGGAGAAACGCAAACUGGGAAAGCACCGUGGCAGGGGGUGAGGGAGAGGUGUAGAAAGGAGUGGACAAUGUUCCAGAGUCGGCUGACUAGCGCGGAAAACGCGUAUUACAAGGCCGUUGGUAUUGAUGUUUCUAAUUCGACCGCGCAUUGAGGGAUGACGACCACAGUGGAUAUUGUACGCAGACACCGCCACCUGUUGUGCUUGGAUUGUUGCGUGACAGUUUUAACAAGCCGUCCUCAUAUUUGUUUUUUUUUUUUUCAAGUCUGUAAUGUUAGUUAUGUCAAAUCAUGAAUCAGAGUCCUGCUGACGACAAAAAGAUAAAUUCAUUGUAGAAUUCCUUGCUGACAGACAGUGAGUGUAUGGAUGAAGAUAAAUAAUAUAAUCAUUAGCGUAAUGUAAUUUCAUUUUUGGAGGCUAGAGAUGCGCCAGCAGCAUAGGGAGUGGAAAGUAAAGUCCAAAGAAUUGCUGAUUAUAAUAUGAUCCCGGGAAAGGGCUGCACUCGGCUCGCUCUAAUUCCAAAUGUCAAACACCCAGCAUCCAUUACAGAGUUUUGCCCUAUAUCCCUGUAUAAUAUUAGUUAUAAAAUUGUUCCAAAGGUCAGGGCUUAUAGGCUGAAGCCAAUUGUGAAUGAGGUGAUUUGACCUUAUCAACGUAGCUUCAUUCAUGGUGGUUAAAGCAGUGAUAAUAUUAUUGUUGUACAGGAAGUUGUCUGCUCAAAUGAAAAGGUUAGGAAAAAAGGGGGCUGGUUUGAUGGCUAUCACAGUAGAUCUUGAAAAGGGUUGAUUGUAAUUUUGUAUCUCAUUUUUUGUGAACUGGGUUUUAAUGAAGAUCUUUGGAAAGUUU